GCCCUCCCUCAGUCGCGUUCAUUUCAUACCAACUCUCAUUCCACGCGUUCCUCACUCACUCCUUUCAAACUCCAGGGAAAAUAAAAACCCUCGCUUUUCCGAUCAAACUCCGGCCCGAACGCUGCCUCCCCCCGCCGCCGCGCAGUCUCGCCGUCCUGCUCGCCGCUCCGCGCUCUUCAGCAGAUCAAGCCCAGGUUAUGACAGCCUGUAACAGGACCACCAGGUCAGCAAGCAGAGACACCCGCACUCCACAGGCACGCUACUCACGCUCAAUGCACUGUUUCCGAGCCUACUGGUACAACUUCGUCUAUAAACCACCUACCAGCGCACGAGGGGACAAGCCACGACACCCAUACAUUUGGGAACACUACAGCAAGGCUUAGGGGAAACACCCGAAGCCCAGCGGCUACUACUCUCUACAGAUCCAGGCACCCCCAUCACGCAGGAAAAACUAAGCACAUCGCCUGCCAAAUACUCUUUCAGCCCAGUGCAGCUCAACAGCCUCUUCUAAGCUCCUCCACAUCCCCGCCGGCGACGGUCUCUCCGCCCCAAGGGACGACGCGCACUUUAAUCCGCCCCUACCACGGGCGGACGCUUUGCGGCAGCCCGGCCGCCUCUCUAGAAACUUCUCGGCCCCUCCCUCUCCCCCUCCCCUUCCUCCUCCUCACUGACCCCGGAUCGCGCUGCAGUAGAGGUAGGAGAGAAAGUGUGCGUGGUGCUUGUUCUCUCGCUGUUUGGAGCCGGGGGUCCAGCGAGGCAUCAGCCCAGCGCGGCGGCCGGUGCCGACUCCACUGGGCAGCCCUUUCCUAGCGCAGCAGUGGCAGCGACAGACGGAAUGACGGCGGAGGAGAUGAAAGCGGACGGGGCUCCCUUGGAGGGGGUGGACAUCACCCCUAAGCGGGAUGAAGGCGUUUUGAAGGUUGUCAAGAGGGAAGGCACUGGUACUGAGUCUCCGAUGAUAGGUGAUAAAGUGACUGUCCAUUAUACAGGAUGGCUUCUUGAUGGCACAAAAUUUGACUCCAGUCUGGACAGGAGAGACAAGUUUUCGUUUGACCUGGGGAAAGGUGAGGUGAUCAAAGCAUGGGACAUUGCUGUUGCAACUAUGAAGGUUGGUGAAAUCUGUCAGAUUACGUGUAAACCAGAAUAUGCCUAUGGCUUGGCUGGCAGCCCACCGAAGAUACCUCCCAAUGCUACGCUGAUUUUUGAGAUAGAGCUGUUUGAGUUUAAGGGAGAAGACCUCACUGAGGAUGAAGAUGGUGGCAUCAUCCGAAGAAUCCGUAAGAAAGGCGAAGGCUACUCGAAGCCCAAUGAGGGUGCUCUGGUAGAAAUCCAGUUUGAAGGCCGAUACAAAGAUCGUGCUUUUGAUAGGCGUGAGCUGCGGUUUGAGAUUGGUGAAGGUGAUAACUAUGAUCUUCCUCAUGGUCUGGAAAAAGCAAUCCAGAAAAUGGAGAAAUCUGAGGAAUCCAUUUUCUAUCUCAAACCCAACUACGGUUUUGGAAGUACUGGAAAGGAGAAAUUUCAGAUCCCUCCGGAUGCAGAACUACAAUAUGAAGUGAAACUCAAAGGCUUUGAGAAGGCUAAGGAGUCUUGGGAAAUGAAUACAGAAGAGAAAUUGGAACAAAGCUGCAUGGUGAAGGAGAGAGGCACUCAGUACUUCAAGGAAGGGAAAUACAAACGAGCAGCAUUACAGUACAAGAAGAUUGUAUCGUGGCUGGAGCAUGAAUCAGGGCUCUCUGAUGAGGAAGAUGCAAAAGCCAAGAGCUUGAGGCUUGCUGCUCACCUUAAUCUAGCUAUGUGCCAUCUCAAGUUGAAGGAGUACUCUCAGGCUUUGGAGAACUGCAACAAGGCACUUGAACUGGAUAGCAGCAAUGAAAAAGGCCUCUUCCGGCGUGGAGAAGCCCACUUGGCUGUCAAUGACUUUGAAUUGGCCCGAGGAGAUUUUCAGAAGGUGAUACAACUCUAUCCAAGUAACAAAGCUGCUAAAGUGCAACUAGUAACUUGUCAGCAAAAAAUACGGGAGCAGCAUGAGAAAGAGAAGAAGAUGUAUGCCAAUAUGUUCCAAAGGCUUGCAGACAAAGACUUAAAGCCAGCUACUACUCUUCAGACCAGCCACGCUGAAGAUGCAGAAAUGAAAGAUGAGCAGAAUGGAGUUGAAGAUAAAUAAGUUGACACAGAAGCAUAAAGAAACCAGAUUCCAUUAGUUUUGUAAAUGAAAGAAUUUCCAGUGAAUUAGACCUUUAUUUUUCUACCUGGUUGGACAGUGGCUUCAGAGGAGCAGAGGCUGAGCCGCCAUGCCACAGUCAAGAACAGCUCUGUAUGUCUGUGAAAUAAGCUGAGUGGCAGCACAAAUCUGAUUUAAUCUAGGGACUUUAUUUAUUCAUACAGCUUCUGUUACUGUUUGGGUUCUGUCUGGAUUUACUCUGCUUGGUUUAUCUGCAUUUUGCCAUUAGUGUUUGUGUCUCUCUUGUUCCAGCUCACUUAAAUAUAGGAAACAAUCUGGGAUUAAUUUCCUUGAUUUCAUUUUUUUCUGUUUUUUUUUUUUUUUUUUUUUUUUAAGCAGUUGGCCUUUUUCAACAGUCCUCAUGUGAGAUUUGAGAACAAAUCAGUGCUCAAUGUUCUACUGCCUUGGCAUUGUCCCCUUUCCCUUCCUCCAUUAAGUGUUGUAACCUUUAUAUGCUUCCUUUUUGCGUAUUGCUGAAAGUGAAGACUGUGAAGUCACAGCUUAAGUAAUAAAGCUCCAAUUAAGCUCAAGGAAAUUGAACUUUUUGUAUUUUUUAUUGGCAUUUGCUAAGAAUUAUGAGUCUGUCUUCUUGUCAUUCAGUGUUUUCUUAUCCACAUAGUGUUACUGUAACCACAAUAUCUACGUUUUUUUCUGGUAAUGUUGAUUCAUUGCCAUUUAAAAAAGUGUACGCAAUUGAUCGAUCUAUUUGCAAAUGAAGAAAAUGUUGCUUAAAAUUGUACACAAGUCUGUAACCUGUAUAUUAUUAUCUGUUAGUAUUUCUCUUUCCCCUUCGUGUUGUGAAACUGGACCAGAAGAGUACUGAUUGAUACCUGAAAGUGACUGGCUUUGAAGAUAAAAUAAGUGCUAAUAGUAAAAUAUCUUGAAAGUGCUUAUAAUUCCUAAUGACAUGCAAAUGUCUGAAUGAUUUCAGUCUUUAUUAUCCUUACCUCACAAGAAAACUACUUAAUAUUCUCCUACUUCUUUUCUGUGGUGUUUCUUGUGUUGGCUUGGAGAAUGCUGUGUGUAGAGGGGAAGUGUUGUGCUUGUAUUUCUCUCUAUAGGUAUGAGGUAGAAUAUUCAGACUUAUCCAUGCUCUUCAUGCUGUUCUGUGGUGUUAAACUCAGCAUCUCAACUGUCCUUUCCUGAAACUUUCUAGCAGCAGGAACAAAUUUAUUGCUUUUCAAAAGGAACAUAGUUUUAUCUGUUUCAGAGGAGAGAGAGGUUGGGCCAGGGAGCUGUAUGUCUAAACUGUCACCAAAGUGGUAAGUCCUGCAUGACAUGCUUUCCUUACCCCAGGCCCAAGAUGGUUAAGUCCAGCCAAUUGCUGGGUUGGAGGUAGCUUAUGGAUCUGUGAACUGCGCUGCUUUCUGCGAGAUUAGCAGUACCCUAAGGGCCUUCAGGUUGGGAAGGGGUAGAGGAAAAGGCAAUAUAGUCUCUGUUAGGUUAUUACAGGAAAGAAAAUGCUGUAACUUUGAAGGACCAGUUUCAUUUGCUUAAACAUCAACAGUUAGUGCAGGUGCUUUUCAUAAGUUUUGGUUAAGUAUUAUCAGCCCUAUAUGUUUGAAAGCUGUUUUACAUUGUACUUGAGCACAAAUAACUCUAAAUGGAACAUUUAAUAUGGCUCAAGUGAGGAAAAUCCUACUGGUGGAACACUAAUAGUUGUCCAUUUAGCUUGGUCUGGGCUGCAUUGAGCAAACAGGAAUUGCCAUGGGUUGCAUACUAAUUAUAUGAAUUCAGUGUAUUUAACAACUAUUUUUGAAUGCAUUUUUAUUAAAACAUAAAAAAAGACGACAAAAGCAUAAGGCUACUGGGAUAUUCGACCUUGUUUUUGUGAAACUAAUGCACUAAUCAGGCUGGUUCAUUGGGCCUAGUGAGUUUUCCAAGUGUUCAUCAGAGAUUUUUGAUGAAAUACUACUCUUCCUGUAUUUCAUCCUUGACAAUAAAUGUAUGUACUGCCACAAAUGAUGAAUAAGGUAUAAUUGUGAAGCAAAGGAUUUCUUUGGUAAGUGAGGGCUUACGACAGUUUAGUAAAGAGACUAAAUUUUUUUUUUUUAGUUGAAUGCCUGAUUACAACUAUACAUUCCUUGUGAAAAUUUACAAGUACUGUGUUUGUCAGCUGAAAAUGGAGUUGCAAAUGUACGAAAAAGUGAUUUUUUUUUUUUCUUUUUUCAAGUCAUGAAACCUAUUCUCAGAUUCCUUUAUUAAAACAACACUUUUGCUGUUCACAGGACUGUGCUUAGCGUAUAAAAAUGCAUGAGAUUAUUUGCCAUAAUUUGAGUGUGCCAUAAUUUGAUUUCCAUCACUGUCAUUGUCUGAAAUACAGCACGGGUACGGUGAUUUUCACCUUGAAGAUGCAUGAUUUAAUGGAUCAGAUAGAAAAUUACGUACUGUAUAUUUGCUUUGAUUGGAAGCAGAGGUGUGCAUUCCCUUUUAAUUCAUUUGAAUAUGAAAUAAAGCUAUCAGUUAAUA
Molecule: messenger RNA, 4690 nt
Organism: Lagopus muta (rock ptarmigan)
Lineage: Eukaryota; Metazoa; Chordata; Aves; Galliformes; Phasianidae
Gene: FKBP4
Product: FKBP prolyl isomerase 4
Exons: 11
Coding region: 836-2164 (442 amino acids)
Molecular function (GO): peptidyl-prolyl cis-trans isomerase activity; protein binding
Source: RefSeq, a predicted model, not a curated record